AUGGCAACCUGGUUUUCUUCAUGCGCCAUUUUCUUAGUUUUACUACUGCUUUCCCACCAAGGAUCUCCAUCGCAUGCCUCUAAUACCCUCACAGCAAACCAGCAGCUCUCCGGGAACAAGAAGCUGAUCUCUCAGGACGGCAAUUUCGCACUAGGAUUCUUUCAGCCAGCUGAAGGAUCAGAUGGCAAGUGGUACAUAGGCAUUUGGUACAAUGAAAUCUCAGUACAAACCAUAGUGUGGGUGGCUAACAGAGAGAAACCAGUCUCUGAUCCAGUCUCGUCAAACCUAAUAAUCUCAGAUGAUGGAAAUCUUGUCCUUCUAGCUAACCAUUCCAAAUCUCCAACGUGGUCCACCAACAUUAAGAACAACACAGCUGCCAGUUCCACAGUUGCCGUGCUCCUCAACACCGGGAACCUAGUAGUUAGACACAACUCCAAUACCUCCAUUGUGCUGUGGCAAAGUUUUGACGAUUUCACGGACACAUGGCUCCCUGGAAACAAGCUCAGUCGCAACAAGAAAACUGGUGUGAUCAAACGAAUGAUCUCUUGGAAAGACCGUGGUGACCCAGCACCAGGACUGUUCUCCAUUCAGCUGGAUCCUAAUGGCUCACCCCAAUAUGUUCUCCAAUGGAAUAGCUCAAUAGUGUACUGGGCUACUGGUAACUGGAGUGGCAAUGCAUACACUGGCGUGCCAGAGUUGUCACCUACCAAUAAGUAUCCCAACUCAGGAUAUACAUUCCAGUUUGUUGACAAUGAUGUGGAGACAUACUUCACGUACACUGUUAAGAAUGAUGCACAAACAUUUACUAGGGCUAUUGUCGAUGUGUCAGGUUUGUUCCAGGCUUUUGUAUGGACAGAGGCAGCACAAGCAUGGAUUACUUUUUUCACGCAACCAAAAGCUAAGUGCAAUGUCUAUGGAGUUUGUGGGGAAAACAGCAAGUGUAGUGAGAAUGCUGCUUCAUCAUGCAGUUGCCUCAAGGGCUUCAUUGAGAAUUACCCAAACAAUUGGAAACUAGAUGAUCGUACAGCAGGCUGUAGGAGAAAUGUCCCACUGAAAUGCGGGAACAAUGGCUCAGUGAAGACGAAGCAAGACAGAUUCUAUGUGAUUAAUAGUGUGAAGUUGCCAGAUAAUGCACACGGCAUAGAUGCAGCCAAUGUUCGUGCCUGUGAGUUAACUUGCCUGAACAAUUGCUCUUGCACAGCUUACUCUCAUAACGGCACUUGCUUGGUUUGGUACAAUCAUUUGAUCAAUCUGCAAGACAAUAUUGUUGGUUCAAGUGAUAGUAUCUUUAUUAGAUUGGCUGCUUCAGAACUACCCAACUCGGGAACCAAGAAACGGUGGAUCAUUGUAAUCAUCAUUGGUGGGUUUGUUGUUCUAAGUUUUGGAGUGACCAUUUUAUAUUUUUGCCAUAGAAGAAGAAGAAUCAGUGGUAUAAAUCAUGUUGAUGGGUCUUUGAUCAGUUUCAAAUACAGGGACUUGCAAUUCCUAACAAGAAACUUCUCAGAGAGGUUGGGUGCAGGGUCUUUUGGCUCUGUGUUCAAAGGGGUUCUGCCAGACACAACUACAGUGGCAGUCAAAAAGCUAGAGGGCAUUCAUCAGGGGGAGAAGCAAUUCAGGGCAGAGGUGAGCACCAUAGGAAAUAUUCAUCACAUGAACUUGAUUCGGCUGGUUGGGUUUUGUUCUGAAGGAAAGAAGAGAUUGCUUGUUUAUGAGUAUAUGCCCAAUGGUUCACUUGAUAAACAUUUGUUUGGUAGUAGUUCUAUCACUUUCAGUUGGAAAAUAAGACAUCAAAUUGCUGUAGGGAUUGCCAGGGGUUUGGCUUAUCUGCAUGAGGAGUGUCGGGAUUGCAUCAUACACUGCGAUGUCAAGCCACAAAAUAUACUGUUGGAUGCUUCAUUUGUUCCAAAAGUGGCAGACCUUGGAUUGGCGAAGCUACUAGGUCGGGAUUUUAGCAGAGUUCUAACGUCUAUGAGAGGCACCGUGGGAUAUCUUGCACCAGAAUGGAUAAGUGGUGAAGCCAUCACAACAAAGGCUGAUGUUUUCAGCUAUGGAAUGAUGCUUUUCGAGAUCAUAUCAGGAAAGAGAAAUCUGGAACACGCAGAGACAAGCAUGGAAACAUUUUUCCCUGUGUUGGUUGCAAGGAAGCUUCUUGGAGGAGAAGUGCACACACUAUUGAGCACGGAAUUGAUCAACAGCGAGAGUGUAGAGGAGCUAGAAAGAGCAUGCAAGGUUGCUUGCUGGUGUGUUCAAGACAAUGAAAGUUCCAGACCAACAAUGGGGGAAAUUGUCAAAAUUCUGGAAGGUUUGGUAGAUGUUGAAAUGCCACCGAUCCCAAGGUAUCUCCAAGUUCUUGCUGAAGGUUCAAGGUUCAGAGAAUGCAGCUUUUCAUUUAUGUCUCCUCUAUAGUCUAUACAUAUGAGUAUGAUCCUAUAAUGUAGUUAUGAUGAGUGUGGUGUAAAGCUCCCUUAGAUGAACCAAUCCUUACGUUGAGUUGGGAAAUAAAAUAAAUAAAAGGUUGGCACAUUUGGUGUUCUACUUUUGCCACCAGAUCA
This is a messenger RNA of Phragmites australis (common reed), 2552 nucleotides long. RefSeq names its product G-type lectin S-receptor-like serine/threonine-protein kinase At2g19130. The coding region runs from base 1 to 2406 and encodes 801 amino acids. Gene Ontology annotation, biological process: recognition of pollen; protein phosphorylation. Gene Ontology annotation, molecular function: ATP binding; protein serine/threonine kinase activity. The transcript has 2 exons. NCBI's taxonomy places the organism in Eukaryota, Viridiplantae, Streptophyta, Magnoliopsida, Poales, Poaceae. The record is from RefSeq and is a predicted model, not a curated record.